CCCUGAUUGGCUAUUUUGACAGCGCGGGUCCCGACCGACAGUUCGGAUUUUGCGUUUCUCCUGUCAGUUUACUGAACCGUAAGAAACGGACGAUGUUGUCGCUGGAGAUCAAUCGGCGUCCGGCAGCCAUGCAUACGACUGGUCCCUGCUCGGAUUGGUGUUUUUCUGCUGCUCGGGCCGUAUGCGUAGGAGACCGGGUGCAGAUAAUUGCCCUUUCGCACCGCCCGGUACGUGGACGAGGAUUAUAUAAAAGCUCUUGAUGAAGACUGCAUCAGCUCUUGCCAUCCUUUCCCUGGCCGUGUCCUCCGUCGCUGCCCACGGCGCCAUCACAUCCUACGUGAUAGACGGCAAACCCUUUCAGGGGUGGAACGGAUACGCUCCGACCGGAGCUCCUACCAUCCAGCGUCAAUGGCCCAGCUAUGAUCCGAUCGUGGACGUGCUCUCAGAGAAGAUGACCUGCAACGGUGGAACCAGCGCUGCGUUGAGCGCGGAGGUCCUGCCUGGCAGCAAUGUUACGGCUCAAUGGGGACAGUGGACACACAGCCCCGGGCCAAUCACUGUCUACAUGUACAAGUGCCCAGCCGACUUCGCCACCUGCGAUGGCGAAGACAAGAAAUGGUUCAAGAUCGAAGAGAAGGGUCUCAUCUCCGGCACCCUCGGCAACGGCCAGUGGGCUCUCGGCGAGAUCCAGAACACUCGCACGUGGUCCACCGCCAUCCCCGAAGGCCUCGCCCCCGGCAACUACCUCAUCCGCCACGAGCUUCUCGCCUUGCACGCUACCAACCAGCCCCAGUUCUACCCGGAGUGCGCCCAGCUCAAGGUCGGCGGAACGGGAACUGCCAACCCUGAUGCGAGCUACUUCACGUCCAUCCCUGGGUUUGCUCAACCGAAUGAUCCCAAUGUUAUGGUGAACUUGUACUCGAACGAAGCUCAGACUAUCACCGAGUACAAAAUCAUUGGUCCGCCUGUGUGGAAGCUUGGCGCCGCUCCUGCCCCUUCAGCAUCUGCUCCUGCCCCACCUGCCACUACGCCGGUCGCCAGUAGCUCUCCUACCGCAGAGGUCCCUCUUUCCAGCGCGUACACAUACGAGGAUGAGUACACCACCACCACGACCAACCCCACGACUGCUACCCCCAUCCGAGCUCCGACCGAAUCCACCGACUUGCCUUACUGCGACGAGACCACCACUCCCGCAGCGCCGAUUCCCACUGCCGCACCCACCACAUCUGCCGCUCCCGCUCCCGCUCCCACCACCACCGACGACAGCGAUCUCCCGUACUGUGACGAGAUUUCUUCCACGCCCGCCGCACCUGCUCCCACGACCGAGGCCGAGCCGGCGUCCACAGUGGCCCCAUCGGCGUCCGCACCCGCAUCGGUCCCCACCGCUGCUCCGCCAGCGACGCCAACAGGAACGGCUUCCUGCCGCACCCUCCAACCUGCGUGCUGGAGGGAGGCCGCCGCGUGCUUCAAGGACUUCAAUGCCUGCACCGCGACGAAGGGCUGGAUCGCCGAAUGCCAAGCGAAGCGUGACGUCUGUGGCCAGAAAGCCAACUCGUGCUCCAACUUGAACUGCACUUGGACCCGUCGUCGUGAUGCUCGUGAUGCUCAUCGGGCGGUCGUUUGAGCAGUUCCUGUUACGCAUGUAUUUUCGUAUAGAUAUAGAGUUCCCCAAUUGCGGGACGGCUGUUUGCUGCUCUUGUAAAUAGAUUGUAGAUCCCUCCCUGGAACAUAGAUGUAGAAAAUGAGACCGUCGUUUGACUUUCAUAUGCACAAUGUAGACGAGCUUUUGCUCAGAUCCAUCCAAACACAUCUGCUUCUCAUUAUUGUUGAAUCUGCUCGGAUGAACUCCGCAUCGGGUCACCGACUAGAGGGGAACCGCAACACCGGUGACCAUAUCUCCAUUUCUCAAUAGAUGAUGGAUACGUUACAUGA
This is a messenger RNA of Fimicolochytrium jonesii, 1932 nucleotides long. Its product is annotated as glycosyl hydrolase family 61-domain-containing protein. The record is from RefSeq and is a predicted model, not a curated record. The transcript is spliced from 3 exons. Lineage: Eukaryota; Fungi; Chytridiomycota; Chytridiomycetes; Spizellomycetales; Powellomycetaceae. Bases 260 to 1624 code for a protein of 454 amino acids.